AUAGAAAGAAAGAAGUUGUACGUAUUACUAUAUAAAUCACCUAUUGGUUUUAAUAUUGAACUAAAGUCUGUGCAUACAUAAUAAAAUGUCUGAACAAACCACUGUCUGCUUGAACGAGCCCCAGAUUAAAACUGAACCCUUGGAAUAUUCUGUAGAAGACUCUGAAUUCGAAAUAGUUGGUGUAAAGGAAGAGUCAGAUGACUUUGAUAGUGACGAUGAUGCACCUUUGGCAAGAUCCAUGGAGCCUGAAGUAACGAUAGAUGAAGCUGAAGAAGACACACUUGAGACCCAUAGUAAUAGACCAAAUGAUAAUGAACCAAAUGGUGAUGAACCAAAUGAUAAUCAACCAAACGAUAACAAACCAAAUGAUAGUAAAUCAUAUGUUGAUUCUGGCAUGUGUAAUGAUGAUUCCCAUGUUUGCACAAGUUGCUCACAAGCCUUUUCUAAUCAACAAGACUUAACAAACCAUGUUUGCGAAAAGAAGCCUUUUGUAUGCCCAACUUGCAAUAAAUCUUUCAUCACAAACUACCGUCUAGGUCGACACCUUCGUGUCCACACCGGAGAGCGCCCUUACAAAUGCACUGAAUGUGGUAAAUCCUACAACGAGUACACUAACCUCAAAGGACACAUGAGCGUGCACACCGGAGACUACGCUUACUCAUGCGAAAUCUGCGGUAAAAAAUUCACUCGUAGGUGGAAUUUAAAAUCCCACAUAGCCACUCACACCGGACAAAGGCCUUAUGAAUGUGACAAAUGUGAUAAAACUUUUAUCCAAGCGAGUAUUUUGAGGCGACACAUGAGAACACACACAGGAGAACGUCCUUAUGUUUGUGAAAUAUGCACUAAGUCUUUCAUGGUGAGGAAUGCUUUAAACGAGCACCGGUUUGUGCACAAUGGGGAACGCCCACAUCAGUGUAAUAAAUGUGAUAAAACAUUCACUCUAGCGAGUAAUUUAAAAGCACAUAUGGUCUACCACACUGGAGAACGCCCUUUUGUAUGUCAUAUUUGCGAUAAGGAUUUUGUGCAAUUGGGUAAUUUAAAAUCUCAUAUGGCUACUCAUACUGGGAAAAGACCCCAUAAGUGUAAUGUUUGUGAUAAGACGUUUAAGUUGAAAUGUAACCUGAAAGAACACAUGUUGAAACAUAAUGGACAUCUUCAUAAAUGUACGAUUUGUGAAGACACUUUUGCUAGUAGAAUGAAGUUGAAGAAACAUAUGGGGGAAACCCAUAAUGGGGAGUCAACUCAGCAGUGAUUGUUUAAUAGAUUUAUACAAUAAAGACAAUAAAUUAAUGUCAGCGAACAAAUUAUUGCAAAUACUAUAACAUAAUAUAUUAUGAUUCAAAUACAUUACAGCACUUUA
Ctenocephalides felis (cat flea) is the source of this 1360-nucleotide messenger RNA. Its product is annotated as zinc finger protein 239-like. NCBI's taxonomy places the organism in Eukaryota, Metazoa, Arthropoda, Insecta, Siphonaptera, Pulicidae. The transcript has a single exon. The record is from RefSeq and is a predicted model, not a curated record. Bases 86 to 1252 code for a protein of 388 amino acids. Gene Ontology annotation, biological process: regulation of DNA-templated transcription. Gene Ontology annotation, molecular function: RNA polymerase II cis-regulatory region sequence-specific DNA binding; DNA-binding transcription factor activity, RNA polymerase II-specific.